AUGGUGCCUACGCCAGACGACUAUUUGCUCAGCCUGCGUGCAGUGCGUGAGCGAUGUUUCAGAGUACAAGAAGCCGGCAUUCGCAACCGCCUCCAACAUUUUGAUGUCGAUCCGUCAAAGCUACAGGAUGUUGUUCAAUUUGUCGUUUCACUAAUCAAGCGCGAUUACGACGAGCCAUCAGCUGUGCCUGUUCACGGUAUUUGGCGUCAUUUUGAUGUCAGCGGCCGUCCUCGUAUUCAACACCUUCUUAACUCUUGGUCGAGCCUUGGGUUUGAUGCAACUGAAAAGACCAGGCGGGUUCUGGACUUGUUUGUGGUUGCAGUGUUGAUGGAUACCGAUGCGGAUCAUGUGUGGUCUUAUCGCGAGAAUGCCACAGGAAGAACUUACAAACGUGCCGAAGGUGUUGCUGUUGCAGUGCUGGAACUUUUCACAGCCGGUGCAUUUUCGAGUGACGUGAAUCAGCCUCAUCGAGUUGACUCUGAGGCAUUGAUCAAUCUCUCGUUGGAUACUCUCGAACAAGGAUUCCAAGUCGACCACGAGCGGAACGUCCUGAUUGGUCUUGAAGAUCGUUUAGAUAUCUUGCGAAACCUUGGCAAGGUACUACAGGAGCAUGCUGAUUAUUUCCAAAAGACUGGUCCUGUUCCACGACCAGGGAACCUUAUGGACUACCUUCUUGAGCAUUCAUCUACCAUCAAGACGAAGAAAGGUGCUUUGAUUCUCUUGGAAACCCUAUGGCCUGUUGUGCAAUGCAUGGGUGAGCUGUUUGUGGCUGAGCGUCCCAGUGGCAAGGGCGGGAUCCCAGGCUAUGGUGAUGUUUUCCCAUGUGGUGCCAUCCAAUACAAUAGCAAUGAUUCAACCGAUCACUAUGUGCCGUUCCACUUGAUGUCGCAAUGGCUUGUCUAUUCACUCAUUGAGCCUAUGGAACGCCUUUUGGGUGCUACCAUCGAAGGUACAGAGCUGUUGACGCCAUUGGCAAACUUCCGUAAUGGUGGUCUUUUGAUGGAUACUGGUUUUAUUUCACUCAAGCCUAAGGAGCAUGAUCGUGGCAUUGAAAGCUAUCACAAAAACUCGCUUCUUCCAGGUCAACCCAAGAUUGAAGUUGCACCUUUGUUUGAAAUGGAUGAUCCAGUUGUGGUCGAAUGGCGUGCCUUGACCACUGCAUACUUGGACAUUGUGGCGGAACGCGUGCGUGACGCCUUGCGAUUGAACCGUAACAAGUUGUCAUUGACUAGACUAAUGGACGGCGCUACUUGGAGUGCCGGCCGUGAGCUUGCAGAGAUCUCUCGCCCCAACACUCAGGAACCACCUAUCAUUGUCAAGGGUGCCAUCUAUUAA
Molecule: messenger RNA, 1335 nt
Organism: Lichtheimia ornata
Lineage: Eukaryota; Fungi; Mucoromycota; Mucoromycetes; Mucorales; Lichtheimiaceae
Exons: 6
Coding region: 1-1335 (444 amino acids)
Source: RefSeq, a predicted model, not a curated record